Molecule: messenger RNA, 1267 nt
Organism: Ilyonectria robusta
Lineage: Eukaryota; Fungi; Ascomycota; Sordariomycetes; Hypocreales; Nectriaceae
Exons: 1
Coding region: 83-1192 (369 amino acids)
Source: RefSeq, a predicted model, not a curated record
CAGCUGUCUCCUUGUCCCUCUACUCCAGCUCAAUUGCCGCACGAUGGCCACGAUAACAUAACCAUAUCCUCAUUCCAACACCAUGGAGUCACCCCGCGCAAAUGAUGCCCCUCAGCCAAGGCUGCCCCAGGAACUUCUCUUCCUUAUUAUCGAGUCACUAGCUCCCAGUAAUCCAGAUGCGAUCCUACCGUCAUCCCAUGAGAACACCAAGUGCCUCCUCGCCCUUACGCGCGUCUGCCGAAGCGUCUCGCAACUUGCGUCGAAGCUCUUGUGGCGAUCCUGCCCACACAUAACCUCCCUGAAUCAAGCGCAAGCUUUCGCCGCAGCCUUAGAAUGCCUGUCUCCAGACGACCCUCGUCGCCCCACUAGUCUCUUCCUGGGCCUAUGUCGAGGCGAUGAGGCUGCUCCAACUGCGAACUGGCCGUGGCCCCGCCACUUCAACGAGCCAGCUCCGCAUCCCGGACACGUCUCCAGCAGUGACAUGCUCGAUCUUGGGUUCUCUGGUUCAAUCAUUGGCAAUCUCGUGCAAAGCAUCCUCCUCAGCCUUGCACCGACCCUGCGGCGCUUGAUCAUCAAUAUGCCGCUGGCGGCCGUUAGUUCCGCGCAUGAUGGGGACUCGCUCAUGCGUCUUCUACGGCCGGGAUUUGAGGCCCUCGUCAACCUCGAAGAAUUCACCAGCGUGGGCGAUAGCUUCUCUUUCAGGUCAGGUUCCCCAGAGGUCUGGGCCACGUGCUGGCCGAAGUUACGUCGGUUGUCGCUGGGCAGCCCAGUCAUGAACUUCAAGUUAAUGGCCAGCCAUCCGAACCUGGAGACGGUGGUCAUCUCCCGCCAUAGUUCGUUUCAUUUACUGAUGACUGGAAACGUCAAGAGUUACUUGGCUCGAGCGCUCAACACCCAGAGAAGUAAUUCGACACCCGAUAGCCAAGCCAAGGUGCCCUUUACCUUGGUAUUUGUGGAUGCGUUUGGCUCCUCAUGGACCGACCUUCGGCCCAACAACGUUGCUCGUGUUCUCCUGAUGGACGUAGGGAACAGGUUCGCUGAUACUUUCAGUCACUUUAAUGAACUAGAUAGGGACAGGAAAAAGGUUCUUAUCCCUCGACGCUGGAUCCAGCAACAUGCGUUGAGGGGCACUCUUUGGGAGACGGCUUCUGCUGGAUACGACGAGCGGUCAGACUUCAGCCUCCUAGGAUAGACUGUGAGACAUGACAUGGAAUGAAUAAAUACUAGGUGGUUUCAUUCCAAAUUGGUUUCAGAGUGCAUCGCCUGG